Talaromyces stipitatus ATCC 10500 is the source of this 1983-nucleotide messenger RNA. RefSeq lists its product as uncharacterized. The transcript is spliced from 3 exons. The record is from RefSeq and is a predicted model, not a curated record. Gene Ontology annotation, biological process: chromatin remodeling. Bases 1 to 1983 code for a protein of 660 amino acids. NCBI's taxonomy places the organism in Eukaryota, Fungi, Ascomycota, Eurotiomycetes, Eurotiales, Trichocomaceae.
AUGCAGGAUCCGGCGGGUGGACUCCCGGGCCAGUUGGUGCCACAUAUGCACUUGGUCUCAAGAAACAGAUAUCCAGCAAUGACAGCCUUGCCGACCGAAACUGUCCUUGACUAUCUGUUGGCUGCACCCAAGGUCGUGCGCGAUAUGUACCCUAUGGCAUGGACCUUUCUGGAUGGACCCCAAGAUGGAACUACAUUACUUACAUGGCAGCCCCUUGCCAAUUUGGGGACUACUUUUGCUAGUGAUGGAUAUGUUUGGGCCGAUGCAGAACAAGCUUUCACUUUCGAAACCCGUGGCUACACGAUAGAAAUGUGGGUUCAGCGAAGUGGCUAUCAUCCUCCCCAGGAAACCGUUGCCAGCCACUCACGCCGUCGUUAUCGUCUCGUCCCUUCUAAGGUCCCUUCGAAUGCGCCAAGUCCCGAUCCUUCGCUAUGGAUCGUCCAUUACGCGCGUGCCUCUCAGAACGAUAUGAUUCCAGCUCAACGUAUCCCGAUCACCCCCCAAGUGCAGACGACGCUUGCCCAGCGACGAUUUUUGCAGACCCAGGGCCAGCUAGUUCGCAAGGAGUUCAUGUUGCACGAUCGCAACAGCUGGCCCACAAUCACUUUCCCAGCACAGAUGGGCGCACAGGGAUUCGCGCAGCCACAAGCCUAUUAUGCAAAUGCUGGCCGCCAACCACCGCCGGGUGCUUAUUAUCCUCCUCCACAACCUGGUAUGCCUGCCGGACAGGUACCGGUAAAAGCCCCUCGCGGUCACCGUACGUCUGCAGGCUCAGUUGCUGGUGCGGCAGCGGAAUUCUCGAUGGAAGAUGAAGACGCUUCUACGGGCGAUAUACUUGACGUGAUCACUCCGCGAGAGAUAAGCAAGAUGCGUUACCAGCAGCAUCAUGAAUGGAUAGAGGAAGUUUUUGCUUCACCUUAUACUAUCAAACAAAUUACACCUGUUGAUCUUGGACUUGGCCGCAAAGGAGAACUCGAAUCGUUGACGAGUGGUUUUUUUGAGGCUCCUGUGACUUCCACUCACCCUAAAGAUGGCCCCAACACCGCUUUAAAGGAGGGUAAAAUGGAGCCGGAGAAAGCAGAAGAGUUCGCCGAUCGCGUCGCUAAGAAAGUCUCUGAUAUGACAGCUGAAAUUGAGAAAUUGAAACGACGCCAUGAACGAAGGAUGCAGAAGAUCGGCCGAGUGUCAGUAUUGAAGGACGCUGAACAACGUCUUCGUGAGGCCGGGGCCAAUCCUUCCGAGACUGGACGAGAAGUCUGGAGAUUAGAAGGCCGUAUCGAUACCUCCACCGAGGAGGAGGUUCCUACUGAAAGCCCUCUCGAGGAUAUCUCAGUUCGAGUGCCACAGUAUCGAGUAGAUGAGGUGGUCAAAGAUUUGGAAAAGGCCUACGGUAAAACGAUCGUUCCCGAUCCGAGCAUUACUUGUGUGGAAAAGGGUGGUCUGUUGGAACGCAUCGAAGCUUCGCCAGCACCUGAAGAUAUUACUGGUGCGGAUACGGAUAUGUUGAUGGAAACCAGUAUUCUAGAUCAAUUUGUUGCAUCGUCUACGUCUCCACCCGGUCAAGGAAGUCAACAGGCGGCGGUCUCUACAGCAGUCCCCGCUACACAACCUACAGGAGAUGGUGACGUUGAGAUGGGAGGCGCAACGAAUGCAUUGACACAAUCAGGUACUGCUGCCGGCGAAACUGGAGAUUGGGUAGUGGUAGAGAACGAGAAUAGCGGGAACGUCCCAUCAGUUACCGCCGACAAGCCUAUCACAAACAAUGCACCCACCGGUGGUGAAACUUCAGGUGUGGAAACGAGUAAUUUCGAUGAUGCCGCCAACUUCACAAACCUGGAUUCAGCGGGCGAUGCGCUCGCCGCGUAUGAUGAUCAGCACGACGGGUUAGACCUUCCGGAUCUCGAAAAUUCGGCUUUUGGAGACGCUUUCCACGCAUCGGAUCAUGAGAUGGGACAUCAUCCAGAUGAUGACGAGAUGUCAUAG